AAAUAGUUGCAAUCUCAAUAUCCUUUAGUUUGAGUCUUUGAGGUUGAUGAAUGAUAAAAAUGUUGUGGGAUACCCAUACCAUACCAUACCAUAGCAUACGAUACUCAUAAAUAAUUGUGCUUCCAAAAGGAAAUAGACUUUGUAGGGCCACGGGUUUGGAGUAGUUCCACUCUCCAAUCCUCACCCGGAACACAAAAUAGCCCAAACCAUGCUCCGUCUUCAAUGGCUUUCUUCUUCCUUGCUUCCCACAUUCAACCCCGAACUCUCCCCGGAAACCUUAUCCAACCCCAGACUUUGUAGUCUCAACUUCCGUCGCCCACUCCUCACUCUCACUACUACACGCAAACCUUCUCCAAAAUGCCAAUACUCCUGGAACACGCACCAGCACCAACAAUCAUCCUUCGAACCGGCCUCUCAGACCGAUUCCUUUUCCCCACAGUCCCGCGCCGGAGCUGCUGCUGCAUUGCCUCCGAGGUUUUUUGUUGGUCAUUCGAUAUACAAAGGGAAGGCUGCUCUUACAGUUGAGCCUAGGCCACCAGAGUUUACACCUCUAGAUUCAGGAGCGUUCAAAAUAUCCAGGGAAGGAUUGGUUAUGCUUCAAUUUGCUCCUGCAGCUGGUGUUCGUCAAUAUGAUUGGAGCAGAAAACAGGUAUUCUCAUUAUCAGUGACAGAAUUGGGAAGUCUCAUUGCCCUUGGCCCACGUGAGGCUUGUGAAUUUUUUCACGACCCCUAUAAGGGAAAAAGUGAUGAAGGGAAGGUCAGAAAGAUACUAAAAGUGGAGCCUCUUCCGGAUGGUUCUGGUCAUUUCUUCAAUCUCAGCGUUCAGAACAAGCUAAUCAACGUGGACGAGAGCAUUUAUAUUCCCAUCACCAAAGCAGAGUAUACUGUACUUGUUGAGGCUUUCAAGUUUAUCUUGCCGCACCUCAUGGGUUGGCAUACAAUUGCAAACACCAUGACGAAGCCUGAAGAUAGCAGCCGAGGAAAUACCGCCAAUCCCAGAUAUGGAGGUGACUUUGAAUGGAACAGAUAGUCUCUACUUUUUCUAGGCUGAAGAUGAUUGUUGUGCUUAUUUCAGUUAUCCUGAUCAAAAUAGUUAGCUAAUCACCUUUUGUAAUCUAUGGGUCCACGUUUUUUAAUAUAUCUCUAAACCUUAAAUAUACAUAUAUGGAAGUUACAUUAGUUAUUGCA
Molecule: messenger RNA, 1188 nt
Organism: Cucumis melo (muskmelon)
Lineage: Eukaryota; Viridiplantae; Streptophyta; Magnoliopsida; Cucurbitales; Cucurbitaceae
Product: single-stranded DNA-binding protein WHY1, chloroplastic-like
Exons: 7
Coding region: 209-1030 (273 amino acids)
Biological process (GO): regulation of DNA-templated transcription; defense response
Molecular function (GO): single-stranded DNA binding
Source: RefSeq, a predicted model, not a curated record